UUUUAACGUGUAUAUCUCAGCUACGAUACAGAACGACUUUAUCCAGCCUAUAUAGCCAACUCCAUAUUAAUGACGAUAGCCUACAGUAGCAACACUCAACACACACCUCGCUCCACACGAGUGUCUGCGUGACAUCAGCGUCUGACAUCGACACACAUCACACCGUCAUCACCGGACACUUAAAGCGCAGGCGGGAAAUGUUGGAUUCAUCUUCUUCAUCAUCUUCAUCCAGGACAGGUAUUGGCCACUUCUCUGAAUCCAUACAUCCAGUGCUUUUACACAGUGUGCUGAUUUAAUGUGGGGAAUUGCGCAAGAGCUUGUCUCUGAUCGAGUCUCUACUUGAUUUAUGAAACUAUUCACAGUCGGCUCAUCAGCUGAGAUAUCGAGAUCUAUCUUUCACAGACGGUCUUCGCGUCAGAAAUGAGCCAACGGGCGCCUUCUCAAGCUGGACUCCUGCUUUGGAUGUACGUACUGAACAAGUUCUUGGACACAGCAGCAGCUUCUUUGACACUGUCCAUCACGCAGUGUGUGAUUCUGCAGUACAUCAGCAUCACCUGUUAUUGGGAAUCGAGCGACCACCACCUGAACGCCAGCAGAUACAGACUGCAGAUUAACAAAACCCAUUGUGAAAGCAAAGAAAUCUUCAACAAUGUGGGUGUCUGUGAAACCAGAGGGUCUAACUGCUCCAUCCAGCUCAGCACUUCAGCGUUACACUGUUUCCGUGCGGACGUGCUGGCGUACACGAACACUGGAUCCAUGCGCUCACCGCUGUACUUCUUCAACGGUUCUGAAUCAGUGAAACUUCCUCCCCCACAGAUUACACAUCUCAAGCCAUCAGCUGGAUGUUUGCAUGUGGUCUGGGGAAUGACUGAGAGCUUCAUCAAGGAUGAGGAAAUACACAUACGACUCCAAGUGGAGUUCACGACACAUGACCAGACUCGAUCACAGACUAUACCAGCGUUUUCCAAUGAGACACUGGAGCUCUGUGACUUACACCCUGGAUCCAAGUACACGGUGAGACUGAGAGCUCAGGACGAUCGAGCAUCCGCCCACUGGAGCUCAUGGACCUCUGAAGAUAUCACCACAGCGGAGAAAGCCCCGUCUGCGGCUCCUCGGUUCUGGAGACACAUCCAACCUGCAGAAGAAGCUGGAAAGAGACGCCUCACCCUGCUCUGGAAGCCUGUCUCCUGGCCUGAGAUCAAUGGUGUUGUGCUGAGUUACUCAGUGUCCUGUCACAGUGAGCUGGAUUCAUCUCAGUGGACCUGCGGCGCAUUAAACGCAUCCAGAAGCUCCUGCGUCCUCGCCGUCUCAACCGAUCCCUGUCACUGCAAACUGACGGCUACCAACUCUGCCGGGACGUCACCUCCAGCUCAUAUCUACAUACCCGCGGACACAGAUGCAGAACUCCCUCCCCCUCAGAAUUUCAGCGUCACCCCAUUGGACGGCACUCGUCUGAAGGUGGAAUGGACAGCUGCACUGAACCAAUCAGAGAGCGGCUUUGUGCUGCAGUGGAGUUCUGUGCCUCACAGUGGACCAGCUAGUCUGCACUGGGAACAUAUGAAUAAAACUGCAAGAAGUUUUAAUCUCACAGGUCUUCUGCCAGAAGUCCCAUAUAAUCUGUCAGUCGUGAGCCUGUAUGGGCGACGAGCAGGAAGUGACAAGUCUGUCAUUGCCUUCACACAGGAAGGAGCGCCCUCUGUCGGCCCAAAGAUGACAGUGCUGAAGACGAGCAGCAGCGGCGUUGUUCUGAAAUGGGAACCUGUUCCUAUUGAGAAACUUCAUGGCUUCAUUCAGCAUUACACUGUUCUGUACAGUAUAAAUGGCAUAAGUGAGAAGGUUUACACUCGUGCUGAGCAGAUAUCUCUGAGUGGACUAACAGCAGGAACAUAUAACAUCUGUGUAAUGGCUCACACUGCAGUAGGGGGCGCCGCUGGGCCGUGGCACAUGGUGGCUGUGGGCCUUGAGGAUAUACAAGUGAUCCCCAUACUGCUAUGCUCACUACUACUGAGCUUUCUGAUACUAAUAAUCCCAUUAUGCUUGAGAGUGAGGAUUAAACAGUGUCUGUGUCCGACCGUACCAGACCCCUCAAAAAGCAGCCUGUCCGUCUGGUCCAACACUAAACCAUGUCAGCAUAAACUUACGUCCACCAUGAGCUCCAUCAUCUCAAUCGGUCAAGCUACAAGCUAUCAGGAUUAUGCUGGGAAAGACUACGUCCCAGUUCAGGUAUUAACCUACCACACUGUUCCACAUGACGACAAUGAGGCCGAAACCAAGACCGACGGCACUGGAACACACCUGGACCCCAAACCAGCACCAACUCAAGCUUUCCCGACACAUCUCCUCAACCAGAGCUACACCAAACCAGACCAAGUCAUUCCUGAAGACUUGAAGCCCUCCUCGGCCGAUCUCUUGUUUGAUUCACUCUUCAGCUGUGAAAGGAAUCCAGUAGAUUUAGACCCCUACAUCCAUGAGUCCCUGAGCUACGCACCGUUUGUUACACCCGCAGACGCAAACAGAACUCCUGAGCGCGUCGAGUGUUCGCACUUCCAGCAGGUUUUACCGGAGGACACCAACAUAUAGUUCAUCUCAGCGUAAACAACGAGUCCUACGUGACUGGGGUUUCACAAUCCCACUCUCUCCAGCCAGCCCGCCAAAACAUGUGCCCUCAUAUCAAACACCAUCUUUGUGUGCAUUCUGAUGGACAGAUAUAUACACAGGCUGAGUAAGGCUGGUUGGGACAUAAAGCCAGAUGCAAUAGAAACUGUCUGGUGUAGACAGCCUCAGUUCAUUAUAAUGGCGGUGGAUUUACAGACGGUUCAAGAGAUUGGGACUGCUCACUGUUGACCUAGCAGGAACUGCUUAUCCUCCCGUCAGAUCUCGUCGAAGUCAAGGUCUAGUCAUUUCCACAUGCGAUACCUCUCACUAAACCACUUUGAUCUCAAGAAAGAAAAAGAUGCACAAACCACUGAUACCAGUUACAAACUGCAUGGAAAAAAAUGUGCCAGGUGGGAAAAUUGCUUCUGUCGCAUUAAAAUAUUUUAUUAAAACUGUG
This is a messenger RNA of Pimephales promelas (fathead minnow), 3052 nucleotides long. The record is from RefSeq and is a predicted model, not a curated record. Lineage: Eukaryota; Metazoa; Chordata; Actinopteri; Cypriniformes; Leuciscidae.